Molecule: messenger RNA, 950 nt
Organism: Telopea speciosissima
Lineage: Eukaryota; Viridiplantae; Streptophyta; Magnoliopsida; Proteales; Proteaceae
Product: dehydrodolichyl diphosphate synthase complex subunit NUS1-like
Exons: 7
Coding region: 89-913 (274 amino acids)
Cellular component (GO): dehydrodolichyl diphosphate synthase complex; endoplasmic reticulum membrane
Molecular function (GO): ditrans,polycis-polyprenyl diphosphate synthase [(2E,6E)-farnesyl diphosphate specific] activity
Source: RefSeq, a predicted model, not a curated record
UAUAGAUAUAGGGUUUACUAUCUCUGUUGCUGUAUUAACAUAUCCUGCAAUCUUUUUACUCCUUCAUUAAUUGAAUCUUAUCAUUGAAAUGUUAGCUCUUGAUAGAUAUUAUUUACAUCUUUGCAGAUUUAUGGAUUUAGGGGAUAAAAUCCAGAGGAUUCUCAGAUCAGUUGUACAGACAUACUGUGUGCACAACUUAAUCAAGCUUUUCCUUCUCCUACUCUGGCAUUUACCACAUCUUGCAAUCAGCAUAUUGUAUCUUGGGCAGGGUAUAGCUCUUAUGCUACAAAGCUAUCUUAUCUCAAGCAGGCUAUUGAGGAGGUACAGAGUACUCAAUCUAAGUAACCUUCGGUAUCUAGCCAUUGUGGUAGACAGUGAAGAAGCUCGACACAUUUCGAGGGUUAUUGAGCUCUUAAGCUGGUUGUCAGAAAUAGGUAUCAAGCAUGUUUGCCUUUAUGAUAUUGAAGGAGUUUUGAAGGACUCAAAGAAAAUUAUUUUGAAGAAAUUGGGCAAUGCAAGGCCAUUGGAGGGAGCUGAUGAAAGGAAUUUGUUUCUGGAAAGAAAGCAUAUGGUUUUGGAAUUUGUUUCCUUAUCUGAUGGGAAAGAGGGGGUAGCUAAAGCAGCUAGCUUUCUUUGUUCCAAGUAUUUAAAAGAUGCUAGUAGAGGUGGAGAUCAGGAGACAGUCUUCACAGAACUUGAAAUGACCAAUGCACUGAGAGCCGUUGGUGUUGGGGGGCCAGAACCUGACCUUCUUCUAGUAUAUGGGCCUACAAGGUGCCACCUUGGAUUCCCACCAUGGAGAAUGCGGUACACAGAGAUUGUACAUAUGGGAUCACUGAAAAACAUGAAAUAUGGUGCCAUCAUAAAAUCCAUGUGCAAGUUCACAAUGGUGCACCAGAACUAUGGUUCAUGAGGUGAGUACUGAUAAUGGUGCUGCAAUCAAGAAAUGC